GGCUGCACAAAGCAGGUCAAAGGGGGACUGGGUGACGCAGUGUUUGUCCUGAUGUUCCAGCAGCUAUAAAUUGCUGUCAGCACCACUUCACCAGGUUCAGCUCCUGCAGAGGAGGAGGGAGAGGAUUUUUACCUGCACUGAGCUCCCCACUUGGCUCAGGUGUGAGAGGAGCAGGUGAGAAACAGGCAGAGAAGGCAGUGUCCUGGACCAGCAUGGCAUCUCUGCUGGACAACAUAACCAGACCUUCUGCUGCCGUCCUGCAGCUCUCUGUGCUGCUUGGUGUAAUCUUUGUGCUGCUGAAAGUGCUCCAGUUGUACUGGGAGAGGAAGAAGCUCAUCAAAGCUCUGGAGGCAUUCCCUGGCCCCCCAAAACACUGGCUCUAUGGCCACAAUCACCUGACAAAAUCUGAAAGUUUUUUACACCAAGUAGUGCAAUGGGGACAAGAAUACCCCUAUGCCUUUCCCAGAUGGUUUGGACCAACCCUGCCGUCUAUAAUCAUCCACCAUCCUGAAUAUGCCAAAACCAUACUUGGCCGAACAGAUCCCAAGGCUAGUGCAGUCUACAAACUCCUAGUUCCCUGGAUUGGGAAAGGGCUGCUGGUCUUGGAAGGACGCAAAUGGUUCCAGCACAGGAAGAUGCUCACCCCAGCCUUUCAUUACAAUGUGCUGAAAUCUUACGUGACCCUGAUGUCAGAUUCAGUCAAAGUGAUGCUGGAUAAAUGGGAUAAGAGGAUCACAGAGAGGAGGUCAGUGGAGCUCUUUCAAGAUGUCAGCUUGAUGACACUAGAUACCAUCAUGAAAAGUGCCUUCAGUUUUAAUUCCAACUGUCAGACUCAGAGUGACUCCCACUAUUAUAUUAGAGCUGUUUUUGAUGUGACCUACCUCCUGAGCAAUAGGAUCCGGAAUCUCUCCCUCAAGGAUGUCUUCUACGACUUCACUAGCAACGGCCGCGCAUUUCAGAAUGCCUGCAAGCUGGCCCAAACCCACACAGAUCAGGUAAUAAAAGAAAGAAAGAUGUUGCUCUCCAAUGAGAAGGAGCUUGAAAAUAUCCAGAAGAAGAGGCACCUGGAUUUUCUGGACAUUCUUCUUUGUAGCAAGGAUGAGAAUGGAGUUGGACUGUCUGAUGAGGACCUGCGUGCCGAGGUGGACACCUUCAUGUUUGAGGGUCAUGAUACCGUGGCCAGUGCACUCUCCUGGCUCUUCUACUGCAUGUCACUGCACCCUGAGCACCAGCAGCGGUGCAGGGAGGAGAUCCAGGGCAUCCUGGGACACCGAGACACCAUUGAGUGGGAGGAUCUUGGGAAGAUGACCUACAGCACCAUGUGCAUCAAAGAGAGCUUACGCCUGUUCCCACCAGUUGCUUCUGUGUCCCGAGAGCUCUCCAAACCCAUCACAUUUCCUGAUGGACGCAGCCUGCCAGCAGGCUGCCAGGUUGGAGUGAAUAUAUUUGCUAUUCACAGGAACCGGGAUGUGUGGGAGAACCCUGAGGUUUAUGAUCCCCUAAGGUUUUCUCCAGAGAACUCAGCACAGAGGCACUCCCAUGCUUUUCUGCCUUUCUCUGCUGGAUCCAGGAACUGCAUUGGGCUGCAGUUUGCCAUGAAUGAGAUUAAAGUGGCGCUGGCCUUGACCCUGCAGCGCUUCGAGCUCUGCCCGGACCCGUCCAAGCUUCCCAUAAUGAUACCACAGCUCAUCCUUAGGUCCAGCAACGGGAUACACCUGCAGUUGAAGAAGGUUUUUUCUGAUCCCACGGGGUACCAUGGCAGGGGGGCAAGAGCUCUCCCAAGGGACACCCUCCACCCAGAGGUUUAAGAGGGGAUCACCAAACAGACCCACAGUGGAUCUCUCCCAUAUUAACCCCUGUCCUACUAUUGUCCAGAGGGGUUUGCUGAGCUCACAAACACCAAACCCAGCAGGUUCAGUUCCCCUCCUUGCAAGGGGAGCAGCACUGCUAAGGGGGUUCCACAGCAUCGCUGUGGCUCAUCCUUUUCUCCAUGGGCAUCCUCCACAUCCUGCUCAUCCCCUCAUCUCCAACCUGCCCUCAGACACUCCCUGACAGGACUUCUGCCUGUAGAUUCGUCCCACUCUCAGUUCCACUUGGGCUUGGCAGUGAACAACACCCAGCAUGGUUUGCAGGGAUGCCUAAAGGCUGGGCACAGAGCCCCUGCCCAGCCUCCAGCCUGGGUGUGCCGGGCCAGGAGGCCCUCCCUACAUCCCCCUGCCCCACCCUCCCAACGAUUCCUGUUCUGGGGCUGGCACUAUGCCCACCAUUAUGGAGAUGAAUGCUUGUGGUUCUUUUCUGCCCCAGCUCUGAACUUCCUUGAGCUGAUGGCGCUCAGGAGCCAGCGCAGAAAAUGCCACCAGCUAACUGAGGAAGCAGUUGCCACACUGUAAAUAGCAUUGUUCUCCUCUCUGAAAUGAAAAUAAAGCUUUGUGGGGAUGAUCUCCAA
Messenger RNA from Lonchura striata (white-rumped munia), 2446 nucleotides. RefSeq names its product cytochrome P450 4A25. The record is from RefSeq and is a predicted model, not a curated record. NCBI's taxonomy places the organism in Eukaryota, Metazoa, Chordata, Aves, Passeriformes, Estrildidae. Gene Ontology annotation, molecular function: oxidoreductase activity, acting on paired donors, with incorporation or reduction of molecular oxygen; heme binding; monooxygenase activity.